AUGGGACUCCCGGAGGACCUUAUUCCGUACCUCGCAAACAACGAUCCUCUUCCAGACAAUCUUCGGGCGGUUGCCAAAAGUGCCCUAGAGGACCCGGAAGGCCAUUCACUAUCGGACAUAGAGAAGUACAGGCUUCUCUUGUCUCCCAUUCGGUCCCUCCCAUUCGAACUGAUUGCCCAAAUCAUUCGUGCGAGGUUAUCGAUGGACGAAACCAUCCUGUUCCGACGCUAUCAGCGACUGGUCUUUAUGAACCUUCGACAGGUUUGUCGUGCAUGGAGAUUGGUAUCGUUCUCUACUCCCUCCUUCUGGAGCAGGGUCCAUGUCGACAAAACGGACCUGUCACUCGCCACAUGUCCAGGGCCCCGCUUUUCCUACUACCACCUUCCAACCCAGAUAUCCAAGUGGUUCGAUCGGGCAGGGAACGUCCUUCUUUCGCUGAUUGUCGAUACCCAGGGAUGCUCCAUCGCAGAUUACCACAGCCUCUUGACGGCUAUCGUCACGAUUACUCAAGAAAGACAGAGGCAGUGGACAACACUUUCCUUGGCAGACAUCUUGCAAUACGGGAGAUGGCCAGGUCGCAUCCGCAGCCAUGCAUACGAUGUCCUUUAUCCAAUACGGAACUGCCACCAUAUGGGUAAUCGAAACCCGUGGCACAGUGUCCAACACCUUUCCCUGACCGUGGCUUGGUACUUCCUGGGGCCUCGGGUCGAGGGAUCCCAGCCCUGUCCAUAUGACUGGCAUUUUGAAGGCGACGAAUUCUUCGAUCUCUUCCCCAACCUCAAGAUCCUCAAGCUCGGGUCCAAGACCACGGAGGAUACUUGGAGGCUCUCCCACCCGCGUCUCACGACGCUGAUCAUGGUGUUUUGUGGAAAGCUGGACUCGUUUCUUCUCAUGGUGAAGCAGCUUCCGGCGUUGGAAACUUUGGUCGUCAAGUACGACCCAGCUCGCCGUGGGCGCGCCAGUACGGUAACCCGAGUUCAGCUACCCCGAGUCACUCGCUUCGGCUUCCAAGCUCCCGAGGAGGGGUUAUUCCUUCUGGGCAAUCUGGCCUUGCCCAAGCUCGAUGAAUUGUGCCUGUCGGUGUACCGGCAUGGUACAUCUGACGGGUCAGUUCCACCAAUCUUUGACUUUUUUUCUCAGUCAAAGUGCCCUCGAGUUUUGUAUAUUGCCAAUCAUAUCAACGCGGGGCUUCUUCGAAGCAUUUUGUCCCACCGCAUCGAUACUCAAGACAUCGUCAUUCGAAACUUUCGACCGCUCUGCUCCCUGGAUAGUCCUCAUUUCCUGCCACAAUUGCGACACCUUCGGUAUCGUGUAUCUACGAACAUAUGGCCGGAUGACUAUGUUGUGCGGUUCGUUCAGGACAGGAAGGGGGUGGAGACGGUGGAGUUUUUGCCGUUUGAGAGAAUUAAGCCGGGAGAGAGGGUGAGGGUGAGGCGGCAGGUGGAGAGGUUGGCGGAGAUGGGAGUUGUGAUGACUUGUGAGGAGAGAGGAGAUGAUGUGGUGCCCCAUUGGAUGGAGUUUCCUCGUUGA
This is a messenger RNA of Coprinopsis cinerea okayama7#130, 1530 nucleotides long. RefSeq lists its product as hypothetical. The coding region runs from base 1 to 1530 and encodes 509 amino acids. The transcript has a single exon. The record is from RefSeq and is a predicted model, not a curated record. Lineage: Eukaryota; Fungi; Basidiomycota; Agaricomycetes; Agaricales; Psathyrellaceae.